UUAUAAAGUUUGGUUGAUAUGUGGUGGCGCGCUAUUUGAAAAAUAAGUUUACAAAAAAGCCGGGAGCUGCACAACUCGAUCAUAUGAAAAUAAAACCGUCACAUAAUUAGACAAUACGGAUACAAGUGGUACAAUUUGAUUGGGAAAAUGUUGACUAAGGGUACUCCAAAAAAAAGGAAACAUGACGGCCCUCUUUCUGCUUCUGGAUCUCCAGCUAACAACCUCCUUAAAGACUUUGGCUCUCCCCCAAGAAGGAAAUCUCCAAGGUUACCCAGCUUUCCUCUUGGAAAAACAGCCUUAAAAUCCACUGAUAAUGAAAAGGAAAAUUGUUCAUCCCCUUUCAAAUCACUGUCACCAACAGGACUUUCCCAAUUCAGUUGGUCUCCAAAGCCUGCUUCUCCCUUCAAACCAUAUGUGAAAACUGGAUCUUUCUAUGGGAAAGGGAAAAUGAUUUAUCUCACACCCCUGGAGAGAAAAGUCGUGAAUGACCGCAAACCCACAGUAAUCAAUGAAGGAAAGAGGGAUCAGGUCACCCUGCCUAAGUCUGUUAAAUUGGCAAAGAGGAAUAAAACUGCACCAAAGCCAAACUUGGGGGUCUCCCGUUCUUCCAGAACCCGCAUUACGGAUUUCAUGAAGCCAAAACCAGCCACUGAGGCACAAAGUCAGUCGAUACAGAGUGAUCCCAAGGAAGGGGGACUAAAGACAUUUUCCUCAUUGCGCUUCAGUGGUCUGACAGCCAAACCCAAGCCCAAGCUCCUGGUUGGUGCUGCAUUCUUUGCUACUGGGACAAAAGGUCGCUCCAUGUAUAAAAAACAGACACAAAAAAAAAGCAAGCCAGCUCCAUACAAACCCAAACCUAGACCACCUGAAAUGGAUGUGAACAAGCAAGAUCCGGACCAACCCAUCAAAAAAGUGGAUGCGGUCGUGCUAAAACAGGGCAUGGCUUCACCUGAAUCGCAUGAAGCUUUUAAGCAGAAGCAGAAAGCAAACCCAGGAGUUGCAGCAGAAAGCCACGUUCUGAGGAACAAACUCACACCCAAUACAAAGGUGUCAGACAACCAGACGCAGGGGAAUGAGCGCUCACCUGAGACAAAGACAAACCAGCGUCUGCAAAACCACCUCAUCACCAAGCAGGUGAAGGUUGUUCUGAGGAGAAUCGAUGGAAUGCAGGCCAGCUCGGGGAGCUCCAUGGGUGAGCUGAGCAAUGUGGAGGACUGCUGUACAACAGAGAUAGCACUGGACACAGUGUUUGACUUCAAUAACACAUCUUUACAUCUCAAACGGACUAGGAAAACGUCUCCACCAGCUGCAUCAGUCUAUCCUAUCUUCAGUACUCCCAGCUCUACAACGAAAGGGCACCGUCCUGCAAGAGCUGAACUGGCGUCCCCUGUGGCAUGCCAGAGCCCUUUGUUGUCUGCAGCUGCUCUACCCAAACCAGCUAAGCUGCAGAGGAACAUCAAGAGAAAAAAAGAUUCUGACAAGCAAGCCACAGAUCAGCUCAUCAUUGAUGCUGGUCAGAAGCAUUUUGGUGCCAUUGCAUGCAAAUCGUGUGGCAUGAUAUACACAGCAAGCAGCCCUGAGGAUGAAUUUCAGCACACACAGUACCAUCAGAGCCUCCUGGAUAAAAUUAAGUUUGUGGGGUGGAAGAAAGAGCGGGUAGUUGCCGAAUACUGGGAUGGAAAGAUUAUACUUGUCCUGCCAGAUGAUCCAAAAUAUGCAGUUAAAAAGGCUGAUGAAGUACGUCAACUUGCUGACAACGAAUUGGGAUUUAAACAAGUCUCACUGAGUUGUCCCAGCAGAAGUAAAACAUACCUGUUUGUGAACAGUGAGAAGAUGAUUGUUGGGUGUCUUGUAGCAGAACAGAUCAAACUGGCAUUCAGAGUGUUGAAUGAGCCAGUGGAACAGAAGGAGUUGAAAAAGCAUGAACUGCUGGAGCAUCACAGAGCUUGGUGUUGCUCCACAAAGCCGGAAAAUGCCAUCUGUGGGAUCAGCAGGAUCUGGGUGUUCAGCCUGAUGCGGAGAAAGGGCAUUGGCAGGCGCAUGGUGGACACAGUCAGAAACUCGUUUAUGUAUGGAUGCCACCUAAGUAAAGAGGAAAUAGCGUUUUCAGAUCCAACUCCAGAUGGCAAGCUGUUUGCUACAAACUACUGCGAAACUCCAUCUUUCUUGGUGUAUAACUUCAUUAGUUAAGAAACAUGUUUUUUUUGUAUUAAUAGUGUUUUUUUAUGCCAUGCAAACAAUUUUAUGGCUUUUUUUUUUUUU
Polyodon spathula (Mississippi paddlefish) is the source of this 2262-nucleotide messenger RNA. It is a transcript of the gene esco2, whose product is annotated as establishment of sister chromatid cohesion N-acetyltransferase 2. Gene Ontology annotation, biological process: mitotic sister chromatid cohesion. Gene Ontology annotation, cellular component: chromatin; nucleus. Bases 148 to 2190 code for a protein of 680 amino acids. The transcript has 11 exons. The record is from RefSeq and is a predicted model, not a curated record. NCBI's taxonomy places the organism in Eukaryota, Metazoa, Chordata, Actinopteri, Acipenseriformes, Polyodontidae. Gene Ontology annotation, molecular function: protein-lysine-acetyltransferase activity.